Molecule: messenger RNA, 1590 nt
Organism: Castor canadensis (American beaver)
Lineage: Eukaryota; Metazoa; Chordata; Mammalia; Rodentia; Castoridae
Source: RefSeq, a predicted model, not a curated record
CUUGCUCCGAGUUUUGCCGCCCGGGCCGCCUCGGGGUGCGCAGCCGGCUUGCGGGGACCCUCCUGGGGGCGGGCGCGCAGUUCAGCCCGGGGGCGCCCCCUGAACAGGUGAGCCUUCACUUCUACCAAACCUGGCACUCCGGCCCAUCACAGCCAGGAUGCCUACGAGGCGCUGGGCUCCUGGCACCCAGUGCAUCACCAAGUGUGAGCACUCGCGCCCCAAGCCAGGGGAGCUGGCCUUCCGCAAGGGCGACGUGGUCACCAUCCUGGAGGCGUGUGAGAACAAGAGCUGGUACCGUGCCAAGCACCACGCCAGUGGGCAGGAAGGGCUGCUGGCAGCUGGCGCACUGCGGGAGCGCGAGGCCCUCUCUGCGGACCCCAAGCUCAGCCUCAUGCCGUGGUUCCAUGGGAAGAUCUCGGGCCAGGAGGCGGUGCAGCAGCUGCAGCCGCCCGAGGAUGGGCUGUUCCUGGUGCGGGAGUCCGCCCGCCACCCGGGUGACUACGUGCUGUGCGUGAGCUUUGGCCGUGAUGUCAUCCACUACCGCGUGCUGCAUCGUGAUGGGCAUCUCACCAUCGACGAGGCCGUGUGCUUCUGUAACCUCAUGGACAUGGUGGAGCAUUACAGCAAAGACAAGGGUCCCAUCUGCACAAAGCUUGUGAAGCCCAAGAGGAAACAGGGCACCAAGUCAGCUGAGGAGGAGCUGGCCAAGGCUGGCUGGUUGCUGGAGCUACAGCAUCUCACGCUAGGAGCCCAGAUUGGAGAGGGAGAGUUUGGAGCCGUCCUGCAGGGUGAAUACUUGGGGCAGAAGGUGGCAGUGAAGAACAUCAAGUGUGACGUGACAGCCCAGGCAUUUCUGGACGAGACAGCUGUAAUGACGAAGCUGCAGCACCGGAACCUGGUGCGGCUCCUGGGCGUGAUCCUGCACCAGGGUCUCUACAUCGUCAUGGAACACGUGAGCAAGGGCAAUCUGGUGAACUUCCUACGCACCCGGGGCCGGGCCCUUGUGAACACCACCCAGCUCUUACAGUUUUCUCUUCACGUGGCCGAGGGCAUGGAGUACCUGGAGAGUAAGAAGCUGGUGCACCGUGACCUGGCUGCCCGUAACAUCCUCGUCUCUGAGGACCUGGUGGCCAAGGUCAGUGACUUUGGCCUGGCCAAGGCUGAGCGAAAGGGGCUGGACUCAAGCCGGCUGCCCGUCAAGUGGACAGCGCCUGAAGCCCUCAAACAUGGGACCUUGGGCCCCACAGAAGUUCUCCAGCAAAUCGGACGUCUGGAGUUUCGGGGUGCUGCUGUGGGAAGUCUUCUCAUAUGGACGGGCUCCGUACCCCAAGAUGGUGAGUGGGACUCAGGUGGUGGCAACUCCAGGUCUCGUGGCCCUGACCGGGCCCUGACCCACGCCACACACCCUCCAUCUGCAGUCACUGAAGGAGGUGUCAGAGGCCGUGGAGAAGGGGUACCGCAUGGAGCCCCCUGAGGGCUGCCCAGGCCCUGUUCACGCCCUCAUGGGCAGCUGCUGGGAGGUGGAGCCCGCCCGCCGGCCGUCCUUCCGCAAGGUGGCCGAGAAGCUGGCCCGGGAGCUGCGUAGCACGG